AUGUUGCAAGAAUCGUAAAUCAAAUUAGCAUAGCAAAAAUAAUUUUUGCAUUUAGAACUUGUUCAAUUUUUACACAAAAACUAACAAAUAUAUUUAACAGACACUAAUAUAGAAAAUAAAUAUGGGUAUUAUAUUUGAAUUUAGUAUUAAAGUCUUUAAUUAGGUGCAUAAACAAAUUAGACACCAAAUACUGUAUUUAUUUUAGAGAAAUAUACUCCAUAGUUUUCAUAUUUUAAGACUCCCAAUUAUUUUAAUACUCCAAUCAUAUAAGGAGAUUUAAUAAAAAUAAAGAGCUUUUGUUCUAAUUAAUAUGUUACAAGGUAAUGAAAUAAAAAUAAUUACAGUGUUCCAAAUGAGAAAUCUCCAAUAACUAAACAAGGUUUGAUGGUAUUAGCUAAAUAGAAUGAUGUAAAAUAUUAAGGAGGAGAAUAAGUGUUUGUUAUUUAAAAUAUAGAAGAGAAUUCUCCUUACAAAAGGAUAGUAAAUACAGAAACAUUCUUGGCUUUACAUUCACAUUCAUCUAGAUUAAAAAAUCUGAAUCAUUAUCAUGAGGUGACAGCAUAUAAAGAUAGAGAUUUAAAUGAUGCAUGGACUAUAGAUAUUAUAUCUUAAGAAAUGAGGGAAUUAAUUAAGUAACAAAUUAUAUAAGAACCUGUUGCAAGAAGAUGUUAAGACAUUCGUUCUUCAGACACAUUGUUUAUUAGAAAUUCAUUUACUGGGGGUACUCUUCAUUCCCAUUCUUCUAAAUAUAAAAGUGGAAGUAAAUAAUAAGAAGUAACAUGGAAAAAAAUGCCUAGAGAUUUAAAUGAUUGGUGGGUUAUGUAUAAAAUUAAAGGUGUUUAACAAAGUUCUGAUUAAUAAAUUUAGCUAAUAGAAAAUCAUUCUAUAAUUUCUCUGUUACAUGUCUAAACUAAACAAUUUUUGACUCACUCAUCUGGAUGUAAAGUAAAGGCUGGAGAUUAUUUUGAAGUUUGCUGUAAUAAAUAAGCCACAGAAGAAUUUAGAAUUGAAAGUAUUAAUUUAUAGUAUUAAGUGAUCAAUGUUGAUGAAGAAUUGAAUAAUUUAAAAUCUGAAACACCUUUUAGAAUUUGCCAUGUUCCUACAUAAUUAUAUUUAGCAGCUCUAGAGAGACCUUCUAGUGGAAGUUCUACAUAAGGAGAAAUAGUUUUAACUGUUAAAAAUAAUGGCAAUACAAUUUGGAUGAUUGAAUAAGUUGAUUCCAUUUAUGCUUGA
Paramecium sonneborni is the source of this 1233-nucleotide messenger RNA. NCBI's taxonomy places the organism in Eukaryota, Ciliophora, Oligohymenophorea, Peniculida, Parameciidae. The record is from the annotation of a GenBank genome assembly.